Triticum aestivum (bread wheat) is the source of this 594-nucleotide messenger RNA. Its product is annotated as pollen allergen Lol p 2-A. Gene Ontology annotation, cellular component: extracellular region. The transcript is spliced from 2 exons. The coding region runs from base 87 to 449 and encodes 120 amino acids. NCBI's taxonomy places the organism in Eukaryota, Viridiplantae, Streptophyta, Magnoliopsida, Poales, Poaceae. The record is from RefSeq and is a predicted model, not a curated record.
CACAACCCAUCACAAGCUCACAAUCCCACAGCAGCAGAACCACACACACUCACACACACACACACACAAGAAUCAACCGACCGGCGAUGGCUUCAUCGAGCAGGAUGCUGGUUGUUGUGGUGGUGGCCGCCCUAGUGGCCGUUGCGUGGAGCGCACCGCCGCCGGUGAGCAUCACGGUGGAGAAGGGGUCCGACGCGAAGCAUCUGGUGCUGCAGAUCAAGUACGACAAGGUCGGCGACAGCAUGAAGGAGGUGGAGCUGAAGCAGAACGAGGACUGGCUGCCCCUGAAGAAGGGCUACAGCGGCGCGUGGGAGAUCAAGAGCGACACGCCCCUCAAGGGCCCCUUCAGCUUCCGCUACGAGACCCAGAAGGGCCAGCGCAACGUCUUCGAUGACAUCGUCCCCACAGAUUUCAAGUGCGGCACCACCUACAAGCCAGAGGCGUACUGAGGGAGUACUAGGAGAAGCAACGGGCGGCGGUCGGAUGUAUUUGCUCUCCAGUGCACGUGUUGUCUCGAUUGACGACUUGUUUUCUUCUAUGUAUCGAAUAUGUGGAAUAUUAUUUGUAAUAUACUUGAAACCUAGAUUUCAUUUC